This is a messenger RNA of Theobroma umbraticum, 1500 nucleotides long. NCBI's taxonomy places the organism in Eukaryota, Viridiplantae, Streptophyta, Magnoliopsida, Malvales, Malvaceae. The record is from RefSeq and is a predicted model, not a curated record.
AUGGAUCCUCUUCCUCUGCCCGAGCUUAAGCAAGAUUCAGUUUCCAACAUCAUGGGCAUUUUCCUCUCCACCGUGCUAUCUACGCACCUUUUUUCAAUCCCCCUGGAGCUACUUCCAUUUUCUACUCUUGUACUUGUAUUCAUGUCCAUCGAAGGUUUGUUUGUCUUCCACAAAUGGGAACCCAUUUUCCAUGUCCUAUUAUUAUUUUCCUUCCUUCUUCUAUUUGUCCUCGGAGUCGGACCCUUCGCCUUCAAGCCGCCGUCAGUCUAUCUUGUAGACUUCUCAUGUUUCAAACCGCCAAACUGUUGUAAAGUCCCUUUCUCUCACUUCACUGAACACGCCGCCAUGAUUGAAUCUUUUGACAGUGAAAGUGUAGAGUUCAUGGCCAAAAUACUCGCUUCUUCGGGACUGAGCGAGGACACAUACCUUCCUCCAGCCUUACACUGCAUUCCCCCGAAAACCCAUCAACGAGAGUACGUUAAAGAAGCCGAAAUGGUUCUCUUCCCUCUAAUGGAUGAUCUUUUAUCCAAAGCCAAACUCUCUCCUCGCGAUAUCGAUUUACUCAUCAUAAACUGUAGUGGCUUUUGCCCUUCACCGUCUCUCCCCUCCAUUAUCGUGAACAAAUACUCCAUGAGAAGUGAUGUGAAGAGCUAUAGCCUUUCUGGUAUGGGGUGCAGUGCAGGAGCUAUUGGCAUUGACUUGGCGCAAAAUCUUCUCAAAACUAACAGGAAUUCUAUUGCCAUUGUUCUUAGCACUGAAAUCUUGUCUGCCGGUUGGUAUUCGGGUCAUGAAAGGUCUAUGUUGCUCCUUAACUGCCUCUUCAGGAUGGGCAGCGCAGCAGUCUUGCUUACAAACAAAAAAGAAGCAAGUAAAUCAUCGAAAUACAGGCUUUUACGCACCCUGAGAACCCAAACAGCCUUUGAGGACAAAGCUUAUUUGACGGUAAUUCGUGAAGAAGAUACUAGUGGAAAACUUGGGGUUACCAUUAACAAAGAUUUGCUACAAGCUGCGGGAGAAAUUCUCAGGUCACACGUAACAAUCCUUGGUUCGCAAAUCUUGCCCUUCAAGGCAAAACUUAGGCAUGCAAUCUCUAUCAUACGAAUGAAAUUCAUUAAGAAAUCAGGGAAGGUUUACAUGCCAAGUUUUAAGACUGCGAUACAACAUUUUUGCUUGCCAACUUCCGGAAGGGCGGUCAUAAGAGAGAUAGCCAAAGGGUUAAAGCUUGAUGAGAGAGAUAUUGAAGCUGCUUUAAUGACACUGCAUAGGUUCGGGAACCAGUCUUCUUCUUCAAUGUGGUACGAGUUAGCUUACUUGGAGGCCAAGGAACGCGUGAAGGAAGGUGACAAGGUGUGGCUGCUUGGUAUGGGUACUGGACCAAAGUGUAACAGCUUCGGUUUGGAAUGUGUGAGGCCCAUAGUUGGGGAGUCCAAGAAGAACCCAUGGAGCGAUUGCAUCCACCUGUAUCCGAUAGAGGCCGUUCCUUCAAAAUCCCCAACCUGA